CCACUGUGCUCGCGAUCUGGGGACCUUGUCAAGGUUCUGUGCUGCCGUCACACGCACGAAUUUAUGUUUUUUGGCAAUGGUUUCUGUGUGUGCACGAUGAUGAUCUGGAUUCAGUUGUAGUCGGGUAUUGCGAGUCGGGAGACCAAUUAAAAGAUGUGCUUGCUGCCACCAAUGAUUCGCGAUCAUCUGCGACGAUCACGUGCCAACACCAUUCAAUAGCGAUCGGAUGAUGAUCAAUUAGUAGGAUGUGGAGGCGCGAGAAUAUGCAGUGACAAUAAUACAUAACACCAGUGCCACAGUUGCUAUUACAGUGUGUAUGUAGUAUAUAUCAAACGUGAGAAGAAGAAAAAAAACAGAGUUUCGUUACCAAAGCAAAAAUAAUGCACGACGAUUGCGUAGUCCUGGAACCCAAAUCCAGGAAGCGGAAGUAUCGUAUUGUCGACAGGAGGAAGGGCGGCUUCAAGCCGAAACGAUGGACGGUACUCCUGUCCUACGAGCCAAUCUGCGGCGACUGUGCGAUGAGGAGAGGAGAUAUAGAAUCGCCGUUGGCCGGUUCCGGUCCCGGCGGUCACAAGCCCUCCUUCAAGAGCACGAAGUUGGCGCGACGGGCGCGCUCCUUCAAGGACGACUUCCUGGUGAAGAUCUACCAGAUGCGGAGCCCCACCAAUCAAGGGCUCAGGUCGCAGAGCCCCAAAGGAAGCAGACCGAAAGAUACGAUAGAUGGAGGAGGAGGAGUUGGUGGUGGAGGUGGCGUUUACAAGGAUAAGGGGCCUAUGCACGAGUUCGACGUUCUCUCGAAACAGAUCCAGGUCACGCUCAAGCAUCUGAAGGAUGUGGUGGCCAAGAGGAAGCUGGAGAUGUUGCCCGGCAAUGGGACGAUAGUGCUGGACACGGUGUGGGCCAUCAAUCUGGUGGUGAAGUCUUCGGUGGCUGUCGACCAGGGAAGCGUUAUUCGAUCGGCGACGCAUCGCAUGUACCAGAGCGUCGCGAGGCUGAUCAAACUGUGCGACGAUGCCCUCAUAGAUUCCAAAUCCAGUUCGCUGGAGGCGUCCAACGUCGACGAAGUCAUCGCUCUAGUCGAAGAAGCUGUCCAGAAUUUAAUUAAGCUGUCACAGGACAAGAUAUCUCAGCAGAACAAUGUGCCAUUGUACAAGACAACACCGAGAUCUUCGUAUUCGAAUGUCAACUUGGAUCUUCCGUCGCAGAGGAAUUCUUUACCGGACAUCCCGUUGACUCCCAGGGAACGCGAGAUCCUCGAGCAGACGUCUUGCACACCGGGAAAGGUGCGGAGCAGUCACAGCUCCGAAUCAAUCUUAAGAGAUUCGUCACCUCCGCCACCGAAACCACCACUUCCCGAUGGAGCUCUAUUCAAUCGGCCUGAAAAGAACGUUACGCCACCGCCGCUACCACCGAAGAAGAAACCUGCGAGGAAUCUGGACGAUUCCGAUUUGAACAUCUACGGUCUGGAGAGGAUUUCGCUGAGAUCUAAAUCGCCCGAGGAUUCCAGUUCUUUGCUGUCGGCGAGUGCAGGCAGUUUGGAUUCGGUGCUGAAUCAGUCUAGGGAGGAGGAGGAGAUUUCCGCGCUGAUGGAUCACACCGUCGACACGGACACUCUGAUCCUGGACAACGAUCUCUCCGACAUCAUCGCUCUGAAUGGGAACAGCUGGGGCGAUCUGAGCCACGGGGGGAACCAUCACGAGAACGCCACCAUAUCGAUUUUCAAUCACAGCAACGAACUGCAGACCAACUACCUUCAGCACAACCACCGUCUCUCCAACACCGAUUCCGGUAUCGUCUCGAUGCACUCGCAGAGGAACUCGAGCUGCUCGAAGCGGAGUUCGCAGCAGAGUUCUGUAAGCCAGUGGUGCGGCACCAGCGUCGUCUCGCAAACGGUGAAGACUUCCAAAGUGUCCACCAAGUCGGAGAGCAUUUUCGCAUCGUCCGCAAAUCAAAUCGUAUCUUCGUCUGCAUCGAACCAUCAUCACCACCAGCAUCGACUGAUGCUCAAGGACGAGAUGGAUCUGGGCUUGGGAGAUGAUUUACUUCCACCCGCUAUACCGCAAAAAACGAGGAGACGGCCGCACGAACGACAACCAUCGCCAUAUGAUAACGUACCUGAAAGUAGUGAGUUUUUAGUCACCUGCCAAAUGCACCAAUCGCAUCAGAGCCUCUCCAGCAGCACGAGCAUCGCCAGCAGCAUCAGCCAGGACAACAGCAAACCUCCACCAUUACCGCCAAAGAAGAAACACAUGUUCCAAUCGGUGGCUUACUCUGUCAUGGCCUACAUGGAGAUGUUCGGGAACUGUUCGCACUCGAACGAUCAAGAGUUCAUGAGGCAUUCGGUGCACAUGGUGCACGACAGCGCCGCUUCAUGGGCCCCCAGCGCCGGUCUGCCGACGACUCAAUCGUGUUCGUUCUCGCACACCUCGUCGUCUUCGUCGAGUCGUACGACCAGAACGCAGAUGCACACGCUCAGUCUGCCGCCGCAAUCCGGGGAGGAUCUCUGCAGUCCACUGAAGACUCCUCUAUCGCCGAUGAUCUGUAGCUCUCUGCCUCCGGCUCUACCGCCGAAGAGAUCGCGCUCUUCUAGGCUAUCACCGCCGUCGACGCCGCAGAGUUUGAGCUCGUUGCCUGAGCCGAAGACGCCGAGCGAACCUCUGCCCGAUUUGCUGGUGAACACGCCGAAGAUGCCCGAAGACAAAGAGGAGGAAAUAGCUGCGACCGAAAACGAAGUGGGCGCGGAGGAGGAAGAGGAGGAGCCGGAAGAAGAAGAGGAGGAUGACGAGGAAGAUGAGAUGGAUUUGAUGGAGGAGUUGGACGUGUCACGGUAUCUGGUGCACAAGAAGGAGGACGAAGAUGGACCGGAUAUUCGAGGAGGACAGAUCGACGCGCUCAUCAUACACGCGACUAGAGCAACCAAAAACGAGGAGAAAGAAAGUGGUUUUUCAUAUCAGGAGGCUUUCCUAACGACAUAUCGUACAUUCAUAAGCCCCUACGAGUUAAUCUGCAAACUUAUCAAACGCUACAACUUCUUCUACUGCCAACCGGAAAAGAAGGCGAGAUCGAGGGAAUCGUUCGCUUUGAUCGUCAGGGUGGUCAGCGAUUUAACAGCUUCGGAUUUGGAUGAUAAAUUGCAGAACAAACUGAUCGAGUUCAUCCAGCAGUUGAUCCUGGGCGGUGAGUUGACGUUGGCGAAGGCGUUACGCGUCAAACACAUCGAACGUCACGGCGUCAAGGAGAUGGCGAUGAAGCAGACGUGCGUGCAGCUGACGACAACCCUUCUAUGCCAGAACGUGACGCUGCUGGACUUCAAGUCCGAGCAAAUCGCCGAGCAGAUGACACUGCUCGAUGCGGACCUCUUCAUGAAAAUCGAAAUACCUGAGGUGCUGAUUUGGGCGCAGGAGCAGAACGAGGAGCGCAGCCCGAAUCUGACCAAAUUCACCGAACACUUCAACAAGAUGUCCUACUGGGCUCGCUCGAAGAUCCUCUUAGCAGAGGCCAAAGAUCGCGAGAAAUUCUUCCUCAAGUUCAUCAAGAUCAUGAAGCAUUUGCGCAAGAUCAACAACUUCAACUCUUAUUUGGCGCUCCUUUCGGCUUUGGAUUCGGCACCGAUUCGACGUUUGGAGUGGCAGAAGCACGUGCAGGAAGGUUUGAAGGAGUACUGCGCCCUCAUCGACAGCUCGUCCAGCUUCAGGGCGUACAGACAGGCUCUGGCAGAAACGAAUCCGCCCUGCAUACCGUACAUCGGUUUAGUCCUUCAAGAUCUGACCUUCGUCCACAUCGGCAACAGCAAUCUGCUUAGCGAGAACACCAUAAACUUUUCGAAGAGAUGGCAGCAGUUCAACAUCGUGGAGAACAUGAAGCGCUUCAAGAAAUGCCUCUCCAACAGUAGCAGCACGUACAGCUUCAAGAAGAACGAGCGGAUCAUUUCGUUCUUCGAGAACUUCGAUCAGUUCCUCUCCGAGGACAGCAUGUGGCAGAUGUCCGAGAAGAUCAAACCCAGAGGCGGUAAGAAAGCUGCCCAAUAAUAUGCAGCAGCAAACAAUAGUUUAUAUAAAAAAAUAAUUGAGUUGCUUCGUUAAGAGAGAGAGAACGUAACAUUUCGCCAAAUAAUAUUCGCGAAAUUUUGUUAGUCCACUUCGCUAGAUCUUUAAUUUAUAGUUUUUUUUUCUUCUGGAAAACUGAGCAUCAUUUUUAGUGCAAUUUUCUUUUAUGUUGUUUUUUUCCUAUUGUAAAUAAUUCCGCCGAACACAACGCAACUGUUCGUUUUUUUUUACUAUUCUUUUGUGAUUCUUGUCAAUUAACACUCUUUUUUUAAUUAAGAAAGAAAGAGAAAAUGGAUUAAUGUAAUACGCAAAAUGAGGAUGAAGAGAUGAUUAGGUAACCAAAUUGUAUUUAGGCAAAGUUAUGCUUAAUAAUUGAUGCACCACUUCUUACUACGUACACGUGUAUAUACAUAUAUAUAUAUAUUAUAACAGAAUAUAAUAUAGUCAUAGAGUGCCAUUUUUUUGGGAAGUUUGAAAGUAAAGUUAGAGAGAGAGAAAGAGAGAAAUAUAUAUAAAUAUAAAAAGAAAGAGAAAAAAGAACCACUUGAAGAGUGAACAUUGCAUAGAGUCGUUUUCUUGGGUAGACUGCACGAUUGGAAUCAUUCACUUAUUAUAAGUCAAUAGAUAAGUUCUUGAUUUUUCUUUUCCUUCUCUUCUAAUAAAUAUCCGAGGAGGCCAUUCUUCUACGAAUGGAAACAAUGAACUGAAUUGCAACGAAACGCAAUUUUACAUUUUUUGUUUGUUUGCGUCUUCUCUUUAUUUAAUUUUCAUUUUAAAUCAAACUGGACCAUUAUUUCGUUUUCUUUUCGCAUCUUUUUGCCUCCGGGACGAAAGGAAACUUGACUGACUGAAGUAUUUUGUAUGUUUCAUUUUUCUUAGUUUGUUUGGCUUUGAUUUUUUUAAAUUUUGGAUUCGUUUUUAGUCGAGUUUAAAAUAAACGAUAAUCAUUGUUGAUAUAAAAAUUGAAUCAUCGAAGUGGGAUUGUGGGCGUGUCGAAUGACAUGUGGGAGUGGUUUAACAUGUUUGUUGAACAAUCGAAAUUAGGAAAUUUUAACGCUGCAAACCGUAUUCGUUUUGCUUCUUCUGGAAGAAAGAAAAAAAAAAGAGAUAAAUUAUUAUUAUUAUUAUAAAUUAAUUGUGGAGGGAAAAGAGUGAGAGAGAUGUGGAUUGUGUGAGUGUGUACAAUGUUUUGGAGAAGGCCUAACUAAAUUUAUAAGCUAAAUCAAAUGAAUAUGUUAAGAGAACAAAACAAGAAAUGGUGUGUGGUA
Molecule: messenger RNA, 5314 nt
Organism: Nicrophorus vespilloides
Lineage: Eukaryota; Metazoa; Arthropoda; Insecta; Coleoptera; Silphidae
Gene: C3G
Product: guanine nucleotide-releasing factor 2
Exons: 12
Coding region: 381-4028 (1215 amino acids)
Biological process (GO): Ras protein signal transduction; positive regulation of GTPase activity
Cellular component (GO): plasma membrane
Molecular function (GO): guanyl-nucleotide exchange factor activity
Source: RefSeq, a predicted model, not a curated record